CUCCCCAGCCGCCUGCGCGCUCCGAGCCUCCGCCCGCACCUGGGAGCCGAGGCAGAAGCCCCUGGCCUGGCCCUGGGCCGGGCGAGGUCUCGGGACCCCCGAGGGUGUGGCCUUGAGCAGAGGGGGGCGGGGACCCACUAGGAUGCCAGCGGGAGCCCUGCUUUUGAUGUCCGAAGAGAAAGUCGUGCGGAUUCUCGGCCUUUCGGCUAAGCUCAAGUGGGAAAGUUGUAGAAGGGUGUGGUGUCACACUUCUGUCAUCCAGCCGUCAAAGGCUUCGAGUUGGAGGCCAGCCUGGGCUACAAAGUGUCUGCUUGCUGUCCCCUGGGGAGACAGACACCAGACAGCCAGAGGACCCCCUACCCAAAUCUGAUUCCUCCUCUCCCGCUCGGCUCCUGCCCUGCCUGGGCCCGGCCCACAGCUCCACUCCAUCUCCUCUAUUUCUCCGCUACCCUGCCAGUGAGUGCUCUGUGCUCUUCUUUGUGGGAGCAGUCCUCUCUUGAAAAACCCUUCUCUCAGUGGCAAACUCUUACUCAUACUUGAAAGCCCAGCCCAAAUGCCCCAUCCUCUGGGAUCCCCUCCCUGCCUCCCUCGGCACAGCCCUUGACCUCAAUUUUGGUCGGCCCCAGCCUCAUCUCUCCCUCUGGGUCAGCCCACACUUGCCAAGCCAAGGCUGGCCCCAAAACUGUGAUCCUCCUGUCUCAGCCUCCCGAAUGCUAAGAUUACAGGUGUGCACCACCAUGUCCGGCUACAUCUGACCUUGGAAGAGAGCCAAGAAUGAUGACUUUCGGACUAUGGGGAGGAGGGGGUGUCGCAGGACCAGCGCGAGUCCGGCACCCCCUGCGGAGGUCACACAGGUGACCCCGGAGCCCUUUCUGCAGCCCCUCCGCUCUGUGAGCUCGAGUCCUCUGCCUGCCAGGAGGGCCGGGUCACUGUGCGACAGGACCGGGGACCUCAGUGACCUUUUCCUUCAGGACGUUAGGAGUGCGGUAAUGAUCGGUUCGGGACGAAGCCUAAUUUAAGGCCGGGCGGAGGCGUCGGUGAGGGCUGGUUUCCUGCAGCCCCCCUGCCCUUGCCUUGUUUUGUUUUGCGGGGCUGGGACGGAACCCGGCCUCGCACGUGCGCUCACCUCUGAGCGGCGCCGGGCUCCCCCGCGGGCGAUCGCCUGUCCUUCCGCCUCCGCGCCCGGGGCGGGGCCGCGCCCCAGUGCCCGCCUAUCGCAGCCCGCGCCACGCCCUCUAUGUAAAUGAGCAGGGCGCCGCUGGAAGCCACCUGCGGCCGCGGGCUCGCGAGCUCAGAGCGCCGGUGGCCGAGGUGCGUGUUCCGCGCGGGUCCCAGGCCGAGCAGGGUCUUGCUAAGCUGCUAAGGUGCUCAGGCUGCGUUGGAACUUGGGAUCCUCCUGCCCCGGCCUCCUGACUGCCUGGGAUCACAGGUGUGCCCAGCUCUGAAGUUCCUGAGAGCUCACUGCCUAGUGACAAGUGCUUGGCAGGGUCUGCGGCCUGCCCGAGAGCUGUGUGACCCGUGGUAAACUGAGGCAGGGGGCGGCUGCCCUGCUGCGGGCCACAUGGGCUGAGGGGCUGGUGGGAGUGGAGGGCAGGCUGUGCCACCGAGAGCCCUAGGCCGAGGCCUCUGACACCUGUCCCGCAGCAGCUCACGUGCUCGGCCCCGGGGCUGCCCCUGCGGGCCCAGGGGACCUUGUGUGGCUGGUGUGGCUGGCGGGGCAGUGCUGGCUCGGGCAGGUGACUCCGCUCUCUGUCCCAUCCUGCUCUGUUGCCAUGUCCCUGGCGGCUGCCGGUCACCCUCCUGCAGCCCCCGACGCAGAUCUCCCCAGGGCCCGUGACCUCCAGCCAGGCACGGUGCAUGGUGCCCAUCUGUGGAGCGCACGGGAGGCCUGGCUUCCACUGCCAGCACCAAAAAAAGUCUUUUAAACAACACCGAUCUGUAAUCACGGAGGGGGAAAAGUUAGAAAAUUCAGAUAAUUAAAAAUGGGAGUGCUGGGGAUAUAGCUCUUCGGCACAGCGCCUGCCUGGCGAGCGCAAGGUCCUGAGUUCAACUCCUGGUACCAAAAACAACCAACAACAAAGAAUAUUUUAAAAUGGGGCAGCCAGGCGCUAUGGAGCACCCCUGUCAUCCCAGCACCUGGGAGGCUGAGGCAGGAGGACUGCCUCAAGUUUGAGGCCAGCCUGGGCUACAGGGGAGACCCUGUCUCAGAAAACAAUUUCUCCUUUUUCCGUGGACGUGGGCUGCUGCCGAUGCUCACAGCGGAGCUCGGAUUUCCUCAGCCGCGCCCCUACUCAGGCAGGGAAGCUGAGGCCCACAGGGCGUCCUCCCCGCCCUACCACCACUCGCCUCUGCCUCUGCCUCUGCCCCUGCCCACAUCCAGGUGCCCACGCGUGGCCCGGGACGAUGGGGAGGAAGAAAAUCCAGAUCUCCCGCAUCCUGGACCAGAGGAACCGGCAGGUGACCUUCACGAAGCGGAAGUUCGGGCUGAUGAAGAAGGCCUACGAGCUGAGCGUGCUGUGUGACUGCGAGAUCGCGCUCAUCAUCUUCAACGGCGCCAACCGCCUCUUCCAGUACGCCAGCACCGACAUGGACCGAGUGCUGCUCAAGUACACGGAGUACAGCGAGCCGCACGAGAGCCGCACCAACGCCGACAUCCUCGAGACAUUGAAGCGGAGGGGCGUGGGCCUCGAUGGGCCUGAGCUGGAGCCAGAGGGAGGCCCUGAGGGACCAGGAGAGAAGCUGCGGAAGCUGGCAGGGGAUGGAGGCGACCCCACCCUGCCCCGACCCCGGCUGUAUCCUGCUGCCCCCGCGAUGCCCAGCCCGGACCUCGCGUACGGGGCCCUGCCGCCCCCAGGCUGCGACCCCGGCGGGCUUGGGGAGGGCCUGCCCGCCCAGAGCGAGCGCCACGGCCGCCCCGGGACCCCCGCUGGGGGGCUUCCCCUUCCUCCCCGCAGGCCCCCCAGAGUACAGCCUGGGGGACCCCCCGCCGCCCCCUGGCCUGCUGCAGCCGCCCGCCCUGGUCCCCUGGCAGGCGUCGAGGGGGGACAGACCCCCGGCCGUCCCCUCGCAGUCCAGCUCACAGCUCCCCAUAUGUCUCUCCGACAGCGGGGUGCGCAGCCUGGGAGAGGGCGGCGCCUCACCGCCUCCAGUCAGCGUCAAGUCAGAGCGCCUGUCACCCGCGCCCACGGGGCCCGGCGAUGCCGCCAAGUCCUUCCCGUUCCCUCUGCUCCUGCGGCCCGGGCCGCUGUGCCGCCUGCCCCCUGCCGACGGCUGGCCGCGGUAGGGUCGGAGACCCCCGCGGUGGGGCCGGGGGAACACCCGCCUGCGCGGGGCUCCUCUCCCCUCCACCUGUGCAGUCUACCAAUAAAUCAC
This is a messenger RNA of Chinchilla lanigera (long-tailed chinchilla), 3372 nucleotides long. It is a transcript of the gene Mef2b, whose product is annotated as myocyte enhancer factor 2B. Gene Ontology annotation, biological process: cell differentiation; heart development; positive regulation of transcription by RNA polymerase II. The record is from RefSeq and is a predicted model, not a curated record. NCBI's taxonomy places the organism in Eukaryota, Metazoa, Chordata, Mammalia, Rodentia, Chinchillidae. Gene Ontology annotation, molecular function: protein dimerization activity; DNA-binding transcription factor activity, RNA polymerase II-specific; RNA polymerase II cis-regulatory region sequence-specific DNA binding.